Molecule: messenger RNA, 282 nt
Organism: Laccaria bicolor S238N-H82
Lineage: Eukaryota; Fungi; Basidiomycota; Agaricomycetes; Agaricales; Hydnangiaceae
Exons: 2
Coding region: 1-282 (93 amino acids)
Source: RefSeq, a predicted model, not a curated record
AUGGAAUGGCGUUGCGUAUGCGGAGUGGCCUGGGAGGAUGUCGGGGGAGGCUGUGAGGAUCCUCAAGACGCCCGCCGUCGAAAGAGACUUAGAAGCAAAAGGCUACCGCUCCCUCGCCGUCGUCCUCGUGCAUUCCUACACCUAUCCAGGGCAUGGACGCCCAUCGGCAGCCUAGCCCGCUCCCUCGGGUUCGCCCACGUAUCAAAAUCAGCACAGCUCCUCCUCAUAAUCACGAUGGCCCCGCGUGGUUUGUCCUCAGCAGCCGACGCGUACCUCGCAUAA